This is a messenger RNA of Priceomyces carsonii, 1056 nucleotides long. RefSeq lists its product as uncharacterized. NCBI's taxonomy places the organism in Eukaryota, Fungi, Ascomycota, Pichiomycetes, Serinales, Debaryomycetaceae. Bases 1 to 1056 code for a protein of 351 amino acids. Gene Ontology annotation, cellular component: cytoplasm. The transcript has a single exon. The record is from RefSeq and is a predicted model, not a curated record.
AUGACUAAACAUAAAGCGGUAACAAUUGGGGAUAAGCUAGGUUUUGGAACCAUGAGUAUGACAUGGGUGGACCAUGUUCCACCAAUUGAGCAGUCGUUAGAAACUUUGGAGUAUGUGACCAGUCCAACGGGCCCAAAUGUUAAGUUCAUCAAUGGUGGUAUAUUCUAUGGUGGUGACGAUAUAAACUUGAAACUUCUAAAGAAAUUCAUUGACCAGAAACCUCCAGAAUUUACUAGAACGCUAACUUUUUUAAUCAAAGGAGGCGUUGAUCUCUCAAAAUUUGCAAUUCUGGGCUCCAAAGAGUCCAUUAGUAAGGAUAUCGACAAAAUUGUUUCUUAUUUUCCCAAGACAGAAGGUCGUCCCAAAAUUUUGUUUGAAAUCGGAAGAGUUGAUCGUAAUGUUCCUUAUGAAAAAUCAGUAGAAUACAUCUCCGACUAUGUGAAGAAAGGAAUAAUUGACGGUGUGUCUCUUUCGGAAGUGGGGUCAACAUCAAUGGUCAAGGCAGCUAAAGUAUUUCCAAUCUCUUUUGUUGAGUUGGAGCUAUCCAUCAUGACACAGGAUAUAUUGAACAAUGGUAUAUUAAAGACUGCAACUGACUUAGGCAUUCCAGUGGUAGCCUAUUCUCCACUAUCCAAAGGAUUUCUAAGUGACUUUGCGGUAGAAAAUGAGGAUGCUUUCCAUAAAGUUUUGAUGGCAGACCCCUUGAGAUCAACUUUUGACCGCAACAGUGAAGAAAAUUUUCCUAAGAAUAUGAAAUUGGUGAAAGCAUUAUAUCUAUUUGCUCAUGAUGUAAAACAUACUAGUCUUCAGUCUUUGGCUAUUUCAUGGAUUUUAGCGAUUUCUGAGAGGAAAAGUUAUAGGAAUAUUACUAAUGUUACUAAAAUCAUUCCAAUACCAUCUGGGUCUACCAGAUUGAGAGCCGAUCUGACAUUCAAUAAUAUUGUGGAACUUUCCAGUGAAGAUUUGAUAGAUAUUGACCACAUUGUCGAGACCAAUCAAGUUGCAGGAGGAAGAUAUAACGAAAAAUUGAGACAACAUUGUGAUCAAGAACAAUGA